CUAACAUGAAAUGGACUGUGACACCAGUCAAAUAUCUCGGAGUGCCCUUAGAACACUACCGCGAUACCACCCAAUACUGGAACGAAGAAACCAAACGUGUUAAAGAACAAACUGAUAAAUGGGGUGGGCGCGAUUUCUCCGUUUUCGCGCGCGCUACAGUUUGCAACGUGUUUUUAGUCGCAAAAGUGUGGUAUGUUCUUCAAGUGCUAUGUAUGUCUCGUGCCAACGUGCAAAAGUUACACAGAGUCUUCACAGUGUUCGUGUGGCGUUCAACAUGGGAAAGAACAAGUAGAACAAAUUUAUUUCGAUCAGUCCGUAGCGGAGGACUAAGUUUAGUGCAUUUAUUUCUCAAGCAAGUUGUAUCAAGGUUUAUUUUUUUGCGCGACCAAAAGAACGGAUUUCUGCGAACAAUUUUGCAAUUACGAUUGAGUGACGUAAUUCCUGAAUUUAUUGUAUCGAGUACCAGAAAAGAAAUAUGUGUUCUCGGCUUUCUUCGUGAGGUUGUUAUGUCGUUUAGAAUGCUAAAAGUUAGAUUUUCAAUGGCGUAUCUUAGUAAUGUGUCAAAAAAGCGUUUAUACAAAGAUGUUAUUGACAUUAUGUUACCAGUGCCUCUAUAUCGUGCCAUGUACUGUGUGGGCUCCGAACGUGACGUGUUGAAACGUGUUAAAAGAAUGACAGUCCGAUCCUCAGUUAAAACAUUUUUCUUUCAGCUUCACACCAACACUCUUCCAGUAAAACCAUGGUUGAAAGAGAAAGGACUGUUUGUACCAUGGUCAGUUAACUGUCUCAUCUGCUCAAAGCCUGAGACAAUCGAACACAUUUUCUUAGAUUGCUGGGAUGCAAUAUUCCACUGGGAUGUCUUGCAGAGGACACUGAAAAAAGAACUCCCUAUAUCACCCUACGGUAUCCGCUUUCUCCCGGUUGAAAAUGAAAAUGGCGUGCCCUAUGACAUGAUCAUGACUCUGAGCCUACACAGCAUUUGGAAAACACGAAUGGCCAUACGAAAUGCUGAUGUGGACGCCAAACCAGCCAGACAGUAUUUUAUUGAAAGUGUCUCUCAAAUAAGAGAUGUGUAUAAAUUGCAGGUUGAGCCACCAGACUGGUUACCUGUGUUAGAUACACUGGUAACCUUAAAGCGUUUUUAAUACAUGCACUAACACAAGGACACGUAAUGCUCAUUAUAACACUGUUUUUUCUCUCCAAAGUAAGGUGAAUGCUUUG
Dermacentor silvarum is the source of this 1221-nucleotide messenger RNA. RefSeq lists its product as uncharacterized. Lineage: Eukaryota; Metazoa; Arthropoda; Arachnida; Ixodida; Ixodidae. The record is from RefSeq and is a predicted model, not a curated record. Bases 6 to 1145 code for a protein of 379 amino acids. The transcript has a single exon.